Messenger RNA from Hydractinia symbiolongicarpus, 883 nucleotides. RefSeq names its product N-alpha-acetyltransferase 20-like. The coding region runs from base 73 to 600 and encodes 175 amino acids. Gene Ontology annotation, cellular component: NatB complex. The transcript has 7 exons. Gene Ontology annotation, molecular function: protein-N-terminal amino-acid acetyltransferase activity. Gene Ontology annotation, biological process: N-terminal peptidyl-methionine acetylation. The record is from RefSeq and is a predicted model, not a curated record. Lineage: Eukaryota; Metazoa; Cnidaria; Hydrozoa; Anthoathecata; Hydractiniidae.
UCGCAAACAUUACGUAGUUUUUUGCAGCGUGAACUCUAUUUCUCAACAGCUUUUUGUAAGUUUUGAUAGACAAUGACAACAUUACGUCAAUUCAGAUGUGAUGAUUUGUUUCGUUUCAAUAAUGUGAACCUGGAUCCAUUAACAGAAAUUUAUGGCUUGCCAUUCUAUCUUUCCUACAUGGCACAUUGGCCAGAAUAUUUUCAAGUGGCUGAAUCACCUGAUGGGAAAAUAAUGGGAUACAUCAUGGGCAAAGCAGAAGGGCACGUCGCUACUGAACAAUGGCAUGGUCACGUGACAUGCUUGAGUGUAGCCCCGGAAUUUCGCAGAUUAGGACUGGCAGCAAAAUUGAUGGGAGGGCUUGAAGAAACUUCUGAAAAAAAGAAGUGUUUCUUCGUUGAUCUCUUUGUGCGUGUUUCAAACGACAUCGCUGUGAAUAUGUACAAGAAACUUGGUUAUGUUGUCUACAGAACAGUGUUGGAUUACUACUCAGGCGAUCCUGACGAAGACGCAUACGACAUGCGCAAAGCAUUGUCACGUGAUGUACACAGAAAAUCUGUCAUUCCGUUAAAGCAUCCAGUUCGGCCUGAGGAUAUCGAUUGACAAAUGUGGAUAUUGGUUAGUGCAAUCCUCGCACUUGCUCUAGCCAUAGCAUUUAUUGUACUUAAUACUACUAUCAUUUGGCAGAUUCUUGGCUACUUCUUAUUGACUUUUAUUGUAAUAGGCCUUGUUUAUCUGUUUCAGUAAAACAUGUUUGUUUUUGCUGCAGAAAUAAACUGUAUAUUUUUUUUUAUUCAGAAGGUGUAAACAUGAUUUUGUGGGUUUUUUUAAAAAAAAUAACUCAUUUCUGUAUUAAUCAUUUCUGUGAAAUAUCUUUUUUAUUCAA